AUGAAGGUGGGAGCAGUUAAUUUUCAUUGCCCUGUCGCCAAACAAGAUGUGCCGGCCUCAAAGACGGAGCAAGACCUGCUAGCCUGGUGUCAGGAAGUGACACGCGGCUAUGCCAACGUCUGCAUCAAUGAUUUCACCACGAGCUUCCGUUCCGGCCUCGCCUUCUGUGCAAUUUUGCAUCACUUCGUUCCGGAUGUGAUGUAA
Dibothriocephalus latus is the source of this 204-nucleotide messenger RNA. Lineage: Eukaryota; Metazoa; Platyhelminthes; Cestoda; Diphyllobothriidea; Diphyllobothriidae. The record is from the annotation of a GenBank genome assembly.